Molecule: messenger RNA, 1994 nt
Organism: Cornus florida
Lineage: Eukaryota; Viridiplantae; Streptophyta; Magnoliopsida; Cornales; Cornaceae
Product: probable serine/threonine-protein kinase PBL7
Exons: 6
Coding region: 398-1954 (518 amino acids)
Biological process (GO): protein phosphorylation
Molecular function (GO): protein kinase activity; ATP binding
Source: RefSeq, a predicted model, not a curated record
CACACACACACACACACCCUUAAGCAGUUAGUUACCAAAAUUAUUCGUUUACUGUUUCUUCGUGGGUUCUGGUUGUCUUGUUAAGCCUCGGCAGCAAGAGUCUCAUUCCUCUGUCUCUCUCUCUCUCUCUCCAUUAGUUCUACUUUCCUCUGUUAAAUAAUAGUGCCAUCAACUAUCAGCCCAUUCAUUGACAUGGGUCUCUUUCAUUCUCGUAAUCUUAUAUACUAAUUCAAUGCCCAAUAACCCCCCUCUGUCUCUCUCUCCUGUUGAGAAAUAUUCCCUUCUUCAAGCAAAGAAGCUAAAACUUUCUCUCUCUAACUUUACUUCUCUUUUGCUCUCUAUCUCUCCUUUUGCUUUCUGAGUUUCUCUUGAUGCUUUCAUAUAUUUCUGCUUCAUAAUGGGGUUUUCUCAAAACAAUUCAAAUAACUCUAGAAAGCCUCUAAGUGACCCAAUUUCUUCAGAUACUUCUUGUUCAGCUACUGAUCAGAACAGUGUCCAUGAUGAGCUAAGAAUCAAGAACAUAUGGAAUAAGAUGAUUUGGGAUUUUGGGUUGGCCUGUGUUGGUCCAACUCGUCGGCGGCGAAGCGCCACCGGCGAAGAUGAGAGAGAGAGUGAGAAGAGUCCCUCUAAUUUAGAGCAGAACAAGGCUUGGUUGCUUGCAGAGUCAGGUGGGUGUGGUGGAGAGUUGUCAAAUGCUGAGCCACAAUCGGUUCACUCCUCUUUCAGGUUCAGUUUCUGCUCUCAGGUUGAACUUGAAUCCAUAGAUGUGACUAACCCUUCUUCUGCAACCAUUUUGAUGGUGAAUUUGGAUAAUGGAUUGACCAAAUCACGAUCCCAAGAGCUUGAAUGGCGUAGAAUUGCGUCACUUGAAAGGACUAUUUCUCCUGUGGCCAAUACAUUGAUUAGGUUCAGCUAUAAUCAAAUUCUUUCCUCAACUCACAAUUUUUCCAAAGGCAGAGUUUUGGGAAGAGGUGCUUUGAGCUGUGUUUUUAGAGGCAGGGUUGGGUUUUUGAGGACUUGUGUGGCAAUUAAGAGGUUGGAUAAGGAAGAUAAGGAGUCUUCAAAGGCAUUUUGUAGAGAGUUGAUGAUUGCUAGUUCUCUCCAUAACCCAAACAUUGUUCCUCUAUUGGGUUUCUGUAUUGAUCCUGAGGAGGGUUUGUUUUUGGUGUACAAGUACGUCUCUGGUGGAAGUUUAGAACAACAUUUGCAUGAGAAGAAGAGAGGAGUAAAGGGUGGUUCAUCACUUCCUUGGUCCAUGAGGUAUAAGGUUGCAGUUGGAAUAGCAGAGGCCAUUGGUUAUCUACACAAUGGAACUGAAAGAUGUGUUGUUCAUAGAGACAUAAAGCCCUCAAACAUCCUUCUCUCUUCUAAGAAAACACCCAAGCUAUGUGACUUUGGAUUGGCUGCAUGGACUCCUGCACCUUCAGUGCCUUUCCUUUGCAAAACAGUCAAAGGAACAUUUGGUUAUUUGGCUCCUGAAUAUUUCCAGCAUGGGAAAGUAUCCAACAAAACCGAUGUUUAUGCUUUUGGUGUGGUCCUCUUGGAGCUUAUAAGCGGGCGGAAGCCAAUUGAAGCAAAGAGAGGAGCAGGGGAGGAGAACUUGGUCCUGUGGGCAAGGCCAUUAUUGCAGCAAGGAGAGAUUGACCGGUUGAUUGAACCACGACAAAAAUUCAAUCCACGAAACUAUAUUCAGAUAGCGCGGAUGGUACAAGCUGCAUCAGCCUGUAUAAACAGCGAGGAAUUCCAGAGGCCGAGCAUUGAUGAUAUUAUUGCAAUACUGAGAGGAGAAUUCGAUUUCUCCAAUGGGAAGAAGUUCAGUUUCCCUGCUAACAAUAGUGUUAUUUAUAGUUACUCCCAAUUGCCACAGACGAGAAGCCAAAUGAGGAGUCAUUUAGCUUUGGCCAUGCUAGGAGUUCCAGAAUUUGAAGGCCAUGAUCACCUUUACUGUCGAUGAAACACAAACACUUCACAAUCUGAUUUUUUUUUUUUUUUUU